AUGGCUGCUUCCAAAAUUAAAGGACGACGCAAUCUGUGGAUUGGUAUCGGAAUCGCCAUUGCCAUUGUGGUUAUUAUUGUCAUUGUGGUGCCAUUGGCAGUUCUCCUGCCUAAAAAGCAUCAUGGCAAGAAGGCUACUAUUCUGUUCCCCCUCUAUAUCUGGCCAGAGACCGACAGUACGUGGGACCCGCUGUACGAGGAAGUGAACAACUACCCCAAUCUCAACUUUACCAUCAUCAUCAAUCCCAGCAGUGGUCCGGGAAACAGCUCGCAGCCUAGCUCGCAGUAUGCACACCAGAUCCAGCGGCUGAAUGCAUACCCAAAUGUGCGGACGGUCGGAUACGUGCGCACAGGGUAUGCCAGCCGGAAUCUGACCACCGUGCUGCAAGAGGUGGGCAUCUACUCCGGCUGGGCAGCGGUAUCGCCAACUCUUGCCAUGCGUGGGAUCUUUUUCGACGAGGUGCCCAGCGAGUAUACGACGUCCGCGGCCGAAUACCUGGCUACGAUCAAUGAAGCGGUCAAGAACGCCUCUGGGCUGAGGCCAGACCGAACGGUGAUCCAUAACCCGGGCGCGAUCCCAGACUCCCGAUAUAGUAACAUUGACGGGACCGAUGUGACAGUUGUCUUUGAACAGUCCUAUCAGGAGUAUCAGACCAAGCAUGCGAGUCUGAUGGCGCUUCCUGCGAACCGGACGGCUUACAGCUACAUGAUCCACUCGGUGCCUUCCAUGAAUAAUGGCACACUCCGCGGUCUGGUCCAGGAUCUAAGCGAGCGCGCGGAAUAUGUGUUUCUCACAACGCUGAGCCAGAAUUUCUACGAGAGCUUUGACCCACAGUUACCCACUUUAUGUGCUGUCAUGCCCAGUUGA
This is a messenger RNA of Aspergillus fischeri NRRL 181, 867 nucleotides long. RefSeq names its product spherulation-specific family 4 protein. The transcript is spliced from 3 exons. The record is from RefSeq and is a predicted model, not a curated record. Lineage: Eukaryota; Fungi; Ascomycota; Eurotiomycetes; Eurotiales; Aspergillaceae. The coding region runs from base 1 to 867 and encodes 288 amino acids.